Messenger RNA from Anastrepha ludens (Mexican fruit fly), 2789 nucleotides. RefSeq lists its product as uncharacterized. The transcript is spliced from 13 exons. The record is from RefSeq and is a predicted model, not a curated record. Lineage: Eukaryota; Metazoa; Arthropoda; Insecta; Diptera; Tephritidae. The coding region runs from base 169 to 2481 and encodes 770 amino acids.
AUUUUGAAAAAACAUACGAAAUAAGCUAAAUCUAUAAAUUUCUGUGAAUUUUUGUGCUAAAUUUUCUACGAUAAGUGAUAUUUAAUAACAGUUCCGCAAAAUAUAAAAAAAUUUUAAAAAUCUAAAAUUAAAUUGAGGCGAUGCGUAAAUUGAGGGCAAAGAGUAUCAAUGAAUUCAGCCAGUGACGCAUUUCAGUGCAUCCUACCCGAUGUAGCAGCUUACAUCACCAACGUCAGUGCAUCCUUGUACUCCAUGGUGAUGUCCAGAGAUUUGAUGGAAGAUUACUUGCAUUGUCAAGGUUUCGCGAGUUCGCUACUCAGUUCCAAUUGGACGAACCAAAUAUAUGAGUUCCCCUACCUAAUAGUGACUUUAUGCAUCUCCUUGCUUUUGGCUUUACUCGGCUUGAUUUGGUUUAUUUAUGAAUUUGUACAUGAGAAAAGCUAUCGCGCCGAAAAUAAGAUUGAACGCUACCUCCGUUUAGGUCUCUCGAUCUCGCUCUUACUUUUGCUGUUGCCUUACUCCUUUUGUUUGUGGUUGGCUUUUGUGUCUUAUUUGUCUGUGGAAUCUGUGCAUGCCGGCACCAAAGUGGCACUUAGUGAAAAUCGGCGUCUGAGCAAGUUCUUUGAAAACUAUAUUCAGUCCGUGGAAACAACACCAACUAAAGGCUCAGCGCAAAUAAGCAAGAGGAUAGAAAAUCUGGCGAAGAAUUUAGCAUCACAACUGGAAGCCAUUGCACCGAAGGUCAUAGAGAAAGGUGAACGAUGUCUUAUAGCGAAGUUAUCUUUCAAAAGCUUGGACAUAAUCACACUCAUCGGGAAAAUGAAAGAAGAGUUGCAGAGCCUUUUGGCAGAUGUUAUGCAACUGAUUGACCAUUCCCGAUUAUUUUAUCGCAAUGCAACAAGCUUUUUGGAUCUCAAGCAAAUAAAUUUCGACGUUUACUCCGAACUGAUUUUUAAGGAAUUCAAGGCCAAUCAGCAAAAGAUUCUAAUGCUCUUGAAUAUCGACAGAGUUCUGACAAAAAUUCAAGAAGUUGUGGAAUUUGCUUCGACUGUGAAUAACUUGCGGCGGGAUUUUACCAACAAUAUGGAGAAUGAGUUCAAUAUGCUGCAAAGAUUUGUAGACGACGUCGUGGUAAAAAAGGCGCUUGAAUACGCAACGCUCAAUGAGAGUUUGUCGGCAAUGCUGACGCAAAUGCGGGAUGAAACUGCCACCGAAGCAAACUUCUAUCUGCGUCCCUAUAUGGGUCACUUGGAACUGGUUUAUUGCGUAGUGGCACUUCUAAUACUUGUGCUGGUCUGUGUGUUUCUCGGACGAUUUUUACGAUGCCCAACGAAUCGGACCUUCACCCGUUGUGUGCUGAUGAGCAUAAUCGCAACGAUUUCCACAAUUCUAAUUUUUCUCUGCAUAUUUGUAAUUGUGCACUUCCUGCAUGGCGCCAUCUACUACAACUACCGGAGAGAAAUUAACGAAAACGAAGGCUUCUGCAACACAGCGACACUUCCUUAUUGCAGCCAACAUGCACAAACAAGCGUCUCUCUACAGCGCCAUCUUGCGGACAAUGUUACAGCGGCCAUUGCGAACUACCGAAAACAAACUCUGGCGCGCUUAUGCGAAAACAUACGCGAGCACAGCGUCAAUCCGCAACAAGUUCAAUGGGCGCAGAAGCUAAGUGAAGAGCUGAAUUUUUUCGAAGAAGUCUUCAGAUCAGGCGCCAUAUUUGAUGUUGUGAAACAAGAAUUGAGCUUGAACAAUUGGUAUGAGUUGCAUGACUUGCUGAGCACACAAAGCACUACUAAACCGGACGCACAAGCGCGAAAUGUCAGCCAAGAUAUGCUGGCAUGCAACUUAAAUACACUGAAGAACUAUAUUUUCGAUCAACUAUUCAAGCAUGGCAUCGUGAUUAGCCUCACUAAAUUGGCACAGCACUCGGUGAACCUGAAAUCUCAUUUGCCGGGCAGCAACCUAACUAAACUGAUGAAGCGUGUCUUGCGAGAGACACACGAUUUGCAGGACUUCUGUCAAAACGCAGACGAUUUCGCGCAAAAGGAAAUUGAAAGUAUUAUUGAAUUAUUUUCGAGAGAACUGUUGGGUUUUGAGUCAACUUUUAAGCAGCUGCCACUAUGUAAAGAUUUGAGGUUUGCCAGUUUGGGUAUAUCACGGGAGACUUACGAGUGCAUCGAGUACUCAUUGCAUGGCUUUCACAUUGGCGCUUUUGGUAUACUGGUACACCUCUGCAUCAUACAAAUCAUCUGCAUUUGCUUGGCCGUUCUCUAUGAGAAAAAUGCCACAAUUGGCGUAGUGAGAUCUUCCAGCUUAAAUCGAAUGCGAUAUCACGACGACAGUGCCACCACCAGCGCGAGAGAAGUAAAUGAGAAAGGAGCUUCAACUAAAAGCCGAGGCAGUUUUCUAGUGAAGAAACCCACGCGUGUUCGAUUUAAAGACAAACCAACGGUAAGCACUGGCAGGCGUUUCAAAUGGUGAUAUUUGGCAACAGCGGGCUUAGAAUCUGAGGCACGGAGGCUUGAAAUACUCGUACAAUAAAAGCACCGCAGAUGUAGGUACAAACUACACAAGCAUUUGAAGUAAUAAUUCUGGUGUUCGAUAAAAAAGCAACGGAAUAAAUAUAAAAAUGAUGAUGAAAUAAUGAAGAAAGCGCUUAGGUAUGUGAUAAGCAUAUGAAGUUGUGAGCUUUAAAUGUAUUUCUUAAAUUUUUUUUUUUAUUUUGUGUUGAACUAAAUUAAUCAUUAAAGGUCCUGUAUAAGUUUAAUAAAAUGUGUACCCUUUUUACG